ACUACAAUUUUGGCCAAAUUAAGUACCAUUCAAGUUCGAUUUCCAAAAUCCUAUAAAAAAAAAUCAAUAAAAAUGAAACUUUUCUAUUUUUAUAUAACACUUAUUCUUGUAAAUGUUUCGGCAGAUGACGAUGAAGCGACAUAUACGAAACAUGUUUUUCUUACAAAUGCAGCCAUCGAGCUUGCGUAUAAUAAGAAUGAUUUAAAUGUAGGAGAUAAUUCUGAAGCAAAUGGAUUGGAGCAUGUAAUUGAAAAAAUGGUUAAUAAUACUCCAUCAUUUCACAAUGAAGAUUUCUACCUGUGUUUCGCCAAAAUUAAUUUUAUGAUCGCUUUACCAGACCAAACGGAUAUUGUAUUCGAAAUACCGGAAAUGCCACACCUUGGCCCAUUGCAAAAAUGCGGUUAUUACCAACAUAUUAUGCAACAAGAAAUAAGAAAUACAUUAACAUUAGACAUUGAUAUUCCUGAGGCUGAUGAAGUUCAAGAUUUUGGAAGCUUAGAUUUGACAACACUUGCAGAACAAAGAAGAGGUCAUGUUAAGCAAGCUUUAAAAAAUAUAUUCAGACGUGUAUUUGCUGAUGAUAUCAAAGAUUUUAGAAGCUUAAACUUGACCGCCCUUGCAGAAGGGAGGAGAGUUACAGGAACAUCUUUAGAAAAUAUAAUCAGACGACGUGUAUCAGACGGGUCUGUAUUAUCACAUAAACAUAUUGUCUCAUUAUUACGGAUGUGUCGUAUGAUAGCAUUAUACAUGAGUAUAAAAUUUCCAACGUCAUACACAAAAGACCUUCUGAUUGAUUUCAUUGGUAGAACUUGUAAACUAGGUGAUGGAAUUACAGAAAAAAUAUACAAAAAAAUUGAUGGUUUAUGGUGGCAAAUAGGCCGAGAUAACGGUACAGUACAACUACUCGAGGAGCAGUUGAUAUAAUUUAAAACCAGAAUCAACGGUAUAACUCUUUUAAAAUUUAUAAUGCUAUUGUUAUUUUAUUGUUAUAAUAUUUUCAUAUUGCACUAAUAGCUGUCAAUUAGUUCAAUGUAUUUCAUA
Messenger RNA from Adelges cooleyi (spruce gall adelgid), 1041 nucleotides. RefSeq lists its product as uncharacterized. The coding region runs from base 73 to 924 and encodes 283 amino acids. The transcript has 14 exons. The record is from RefSeq and is a predicted model, not a curated record. Lineage: Eukaryota; Metazoa; Arthropoda; Insecta; Hemiptera; Adelgidae.